This is a messenger RNA of Bursaphelenchus okinawaensis, 3243 nucleotides long. The record is from the annotation of a GenBank genome assembly. Lineage: Eukaryota; Metazoa; Nematoda; Chromadorea; Rhabditida; Aphelenchoididae.
AUGAGGCAGAGUGAAAACAACAUUGGAUUUCAUCUUGUUCUUGAGUGGAAGGGGGGGGUGACUGGACUGGGAGGGAUUGUUUACGAAAACAACUCAGCAGCGUUCCGUAGGCCUUGUGGUGGUGUCCUUGACUGCUUCUGCCCGCCCCUACCACCCAGGCGAGGGGGUAAGGUGCGCGGAUUUGUUUCAUGAAAGUCUAAUGCCCAUAGGCCCAAACUAUUAAUAUCCGUCCAUUUCGUUUCAGCCGGAAAUUUGACUGCCGAACGCACGAAGCGAGAGCUACAGAACAAUGCACGAUGGGAGAAAGGCACUACUGGUAAAUUUUAAAUCAUUUGAAACAAAGUAAAGCUGAAAGUAGUACAAGUUCAAAGUCAUAAAGUAAAAAUAUGAGUUAAAGAUUACAAAAUAACUUUGAAGCAUAUUAAAGUAGGUUUAAAUGUUGAAAGCUUGAUAUGUCCCAUCAAAAGGCCAAGUAAAUAUUUUGGAGCCUAUUUCAACUACCUUUCUUAUUUGAACACCUUUCGGGGCCUAAUUGUUAUUCUUUGUCAUCCCGACUUGUCAUAACCAUAGGAGAGUAAAGAAGUCGGCUCCGAACAUAACAAGUAAACACAGCUCACUUUAACGUUCCAAAGAGCAAACUUUUGAAAGAAAUUGAGAAAACGUGAGAGGAACGUGUGCACCAAACAUCACUUUUAAUAAUCUACACUACAAACAUGUGUCACGCUGUAAAUUACAAGUAAAAGUGGCAAGUGUGCACGGUAACACGAUCUACUACAAGUUGACAAGGCUACAAAAUGACUUGAAAUUCAAUAUUGAAGUGUAUACUUCAAAGAAAUGAAAACAUACGAAAGUUAAUAGAUUAAAGAUUACAGUAAACUGAUUACAGCUCACCCUCUGGAGAACAAAUCCGGAUUCCUGGCUACAGAAGCCACGGAGAAGCCGGAUACCAGGAGGACCAGAAGACCGUACAAAAGCAGAAACCGACAGCCAACGAUACUCACGAAUCCAGCAGUACAAACUACAGUUUCUAGUACAGUUACCACUACGGAGGCUACUACAACUACUGUAGCAACUUCUACAGUUGUGACGAGUAAACGUGAGACUCCGAAGCCUACAGAAGUUGUGGAUUCAAGGAAAUCUGUCUUGAUUGGAGUUGAGGAUGACCGAACAAGUAACGAUGGUUUGAAGACUUCUGAUUCUGAAGCGCUGCACGAUGGUGCCAAGAAUUCUGAAGAUUCUGGACUGUUUGACCGUGACUGGUUGGAGCUGGCUACAGAAAUGCUACUGUUCAGUGCUCCAGGAUUGGGAAUGCUGAUAGCUUUCUGGCCAUUGACAUUACUCUUCAAAUAUCAAGGAUCAAGAGUCAUCAUCGGAUUCUGUUUGUUAGCGUCAACACUGCUAUUGCUGUUACAACCAUCUUUGCUACAUUCAGGUAUGGUUUGAGUAAUUUAUUAUUAACAUGUUUUGUUAGACACACAAGGUUUAACUGUUGUUGUAACGUCAUAUAUAUUUAGGUAUUUGGAUGGUAAUCGCCUUACGGUUGAUCCAAGGAGCAACUUGUGCAGCAACGUUGUCAGUCAUCGGCCGAAAUGCUGCUAAUUGGGCCACGUUAAAGGAACAACUACUGUUUGUCAGCAUCUCGUUUGGAGCUAUAUUGGUAUGUUUAUAUGUACAUGUUAUGUAGCAUAAUAUAGUAUUUGAACUAAUGUAAAGUAAGCCUUUUAUGCUGUUUUACCUAAACGUUUUGUACUUUAUAGUGUUACAGUAGAUUGUGGUUAUAAGGAGACGUAUAUUUGACAAUAUUGUUUUAGUUUUCACCCGGAAUCUACUGGCUUCUCACCAUCAGAAUUCUAAAUGGAUCCAACGACCAUAUUGGUCUCUUACAUUACUUCUUCUCGGCUUCUACCUUCAUCGUCGCUUUGCUGUGGAUUCUGUUUUACCGUGACGAUCCUCAAGACCACAGAUGGGUCAACGGCAUCGAACUGAACCGGAUUCUGACUGGAAAAGCUCAGGUAAGCGUUACUGUGGAUACACAAUCUACAGUAUGCAUGUUUUUAUGUUGUGUGGUCCUGUCAUUUAAUGUUAUAAUGGAAUAUAUAUACUUAAAUUGGAUUAAGAGAGCUGAUGUUUGUAUUUUCAGCAGCAGAACAGACUUCUGAAGGCUAACGUAACUCGACUUUUGCUCAAAAGUUACAGUACCUGGUCGGUGCUGGUGGCGACAUUUGCAUAUUUCAGUGCUGUUGUGUUCUUUGCCACUUUCUUGCCGAUAUACUUUUUGAAAGUUUUAAAAUUCGAAAAGUUGUGUUCACUGACUUCUGUCACCUUCUUGGCUCCUGUAGGUUGUUACAAUACGAAGGGUAUUCGAAAUAUUUUGAUGAUUUUUUUGUUGUUUAAUAGUCUACUGUAACAUCAUAUCUGAUUAUUGUUGAUUUUAGACGUUUGUCCAUCUGUUCUCGGUGAUCUUCGACAAGCUUCUGAGUGGAUGCUCUUCCAAACUGAAGGCCAACUUCUUCAACUCGUUCGCCUUUGUUGUGACAGCCGUCUUCCUGUUCGUACUGGCUGCCGUACCUCCGAACGAACACUUUGCUUACAAGUAAAUUACUUUAUUAACUAUUUAGGCUAGCAUUAUAUUGUUUUUACAUAUAAUACUUAUGUUAAAAUUAGUAUUAUUCACUUUUAUAAGAAAUAAUAACAUUAUCUUACUCACUUUUAUAAUAACUUUAAUCUCUUUCAGCAGUAAAUGGUUGCUAAUGGUCUCAAUCAUGCCCUUAGGGUUCACUUCUCUCGGCUUUUUGUAUCAUACUGUAAUUUAUGGCCGCUUUUUCACUCAGUACAUUAUAUCCUUAUUCCAAGUACCAAUAGGACUGGCGCUGACUAUAGUACCAUCGAUGGUACUUCUUCUGACUGUUAACAAGUAAGUUGUCAUUUUAAGCUAAUAAGUUAUCACUUUAAAUUACAAUCUUUUAUUUUAUAAUUUUGAAAAUUAAAAAUUUGUAUUGUUAUAUUUUUAGUGAAGUCAAGUUCUGGCGUCUGAGUAUGAUAGUACUGUCAGCACUCUUAGUCCUUGGAGCACUUGUCUUUGGCGUUUUAAGCCGAGGACAGCCAGCUAGAUGGGCCGAACACUCGUGGGAUCCAGCCAACGAUUACAAGAUGAAGGACAUCAACCCGAUAUUGGGGACAGAGGAGUGUGGCCUACUCUCUGUCAGAAAGGUGGAAGAGGUACCAAAUGACUCUACUUGCUAA